CAUACCUGUUAUGUAUAUCGUUAUAAAACUAAUUGGAGCAAUGUGGCAUCGAAUUUUACUAAUAAUUUUUCUAUGAUCGACCCUUAUUAUAUUUAGACACUACUGCACAGUCCUACACUACAACAACCUUUCUUUUUUUUCUCUUACUAGAUUCAUUCACAACCUUUUUCCCCUCUUCACACUACACACUAAUAAGGGUGUAUCAUAUUGCUAGCUAGUUCUAUAGAUUCUAAACUUUAAUUUCUUUGUAUAAUUUCUCAAUGGAUGAGAAGUGGAAGCUAUCAUCAUCAAAGAAGGAAACUGGUUCAAGCAGCAGCAACAACAGUAGCAACACCAACAAGUCAUUGUUCUCAAGGAGUUGCUCAACAAGAGGAUCUUCUUCUUCAAACUCCCCUCUAUUGAGGAGAAGUUCCUCCACAUCAAAGUGCAAUAGUAACAAUCUUAAUCUCCAUAGGAGCUUCUCGCAGAAGAAUAAUAGUAACAGUAACAGUAAUAGUAACAACCCUUCUAUUGGAAGGAAAUGCACCAAGAUAGCUAAGGAACAAAAGGCAAGAUUUUACAUCAUGAGAAGGUGUGUGGCCAUGUUAGUUUGCUGGCACAAGCAUGGUGAUUCUUGAAGAAAGAAACAAGAACAAGAAGAAGAAGAAGAAGCUAAGUCUAUUUUCCACAGAGAUCCCUUGUUCAGAUUUUAUGGGUUGAGUUUGCAAUUUGGACAAGUUUCUUUUUUUAACUAUCUCAACUACUAGAAUCCCAUUUUGAUGAUUUUGACUAUUUUGUCACUUUCAAAAUUUGAAACAUUCAGAUAUCAUAUAUUAUGAAUGUAUCAAAUUUUUAGGUAACAGAUAUCGUGUAAUGAAAAUAUAUUAUACAUUGGUUU
Molecule: messenger RNA, 877 nt
Organism: Arachis ipaensis
Lineage: Eukaryota; Viridiplantae; Streptophyta; Magnoliopsida; Fabales; Fabaceae
Biological process (GO): negative regulation of cell population proliferation
Source: RefSeq, a predicted model, not a curated record